This is a messenger RNA of Portunus trituberculatus (swimming crab), 2327 nucleotides long. RefSeq lists its product as uncharacterized. The transcript is spliced from 8 exons. Lineage: Eukaryota; Metazoa; Arthropoda; Malacostraca; Decapoda; Portunidae. The record is from RefSeq and is a predicted model, not a curated record. The coding region runs from base 24 to 1157 and encodes 377 amino acids.
CUCUUAACAGCCAGUCAAAAGCUAUGGCUAGACACAGAAACACCUUCAAAACGUUCGCGAUAGUGACAAUUCUUAAUUUCGUGGCUUCCCUUCCGCCUAUAGUGCUAGCGGCAGCAGAACACAGUGACCACCAAAAUGAGGCAAGCAAUAUCAGCGACACUCCAGCUCACCAAUCACAUAUCACAGUAGAGUAUGGAUUCGUAUGGACCAAGGCAGCCAAACCUACUCCACGUUUCGAUUUUUCAAACUUCACCGAUGACAUUGAGUCUGUACAGUGCAGCGAUGACGAACCUUGCAUUAAUUCUCUGCCGGGAAUCGAAUAUGCUCUGUCAUACGAUUCAGACAUCCCCUCGAAACCCUAUUGCUAUGUGCCGGAUUCGAACACCUCGACAGGUCACUGCACGUGUGGGAUAGGGCACUGCGUCUCCUACAGCCGACAGCACCAGACCGGCGAUCCCUUCUACUACUGCGGGCCGUGUGGUAUUGUCGGGUCUCAGUGCAAAGACACAAUCUGUACGGACAUGGUAGGGGAGUGUCGAGGUGGUUACUGUGAAUGCAUAGAAGAUGGUACCUUCUACGACAUGUCUUCCUGUUACAUCCCCUUCUACGGCCAGGAUACAUUGAUUAAUGUCAUCAUCGGUACCAUCUGCGUCCUGCUGUGUAUCAUCGGCCUGGCCUACAGUUAUCACAGGCUGCGCAGCCGCCGCCUCCGUAGGGGAAGCAUCUACAGCGAGAGAGGAAGUGGUCCUGCCAGACGAGAGUCUCCUUCUGACGACACGCCCCCCACCUAUGACGACGUGGUGGAAAAGCUACCCUCAUACCAGGACGCCCUAGAAAUGUCGCAUGGAAGUGAAGAAGGAUUUACCAACGCUGGCUUUGAAGGCGAUGAAGCCCUCUCAUCUGCACCCACAGCUUCACCUAACAGCGGCGCCGUCACUCUCUCCCAGACCAAAGCAACUUUCCAUGCUCACACCAGCUCGUCACCUUUGUGUACUGAUGCUGAAGACGUCGAAGAUCAAGAAACGAAUGAAAAGGAGAAAUGCAGCAACAUCACGCCACAAGUAACAGAGGAGCAGAAAGGCUUGGGAACACAGCCCAUUGAGCAACUGCUGCACAACGUCCUUCAGGAACAGCACACCACCACCACCACCACUUAGUGAGACCCUAAACGUAGGAGUUUAUUAUUUUCGUGCAGUCCAUGUAUACAUGUAGUAUAUUAGGUAUACACAAUAAAUAUAUAUAAUGUGUUUUAUAAUUACAUAGUAGUAGUAGUAGUAGUAGUAGUAGUAGUAGUAGUAGUAGUAGUAGUAGUAGUAGUAGUACAAAGUCUUUUUAGCAGUGGUGGUGUGGAUGUAUCGGCAGCUGUGAUGAUUGUAAAUACACAAGACAGUAAGAUUUAAGUAGGAUAUUUACGUUUUGGUGCUUGCAUCCUAUAGUGUUACGAAACGCAGCAUCAUAGUAUCAUGGGAGUCAGGACUGGGAUCAUUCCCUCGGGACAUUCCACAAAAUAAGCAUGAAACAGAUUUCUUCACGUUACAAUUCUGUAUUUAUUUUUUCUUUACAUAUAGACCAAGUACAAUCAGUAUAUAUAUGCACACACACACACACACACACACACACACACACACACACACACACACACACACACAGUCACCCAAUCCUCGCCACACAUACCUGACCCAAACAAAAGCAGUACCCUCACACGACACAAACAUUAGGAACAAUGACUGAACACACAAGCAGUAAGUGUCAAGGAGGAUGUGUGCGCCAAGGCCACAGCCAGAAGUAUAGACAGGUCAUUCACGUCAAGACCCAGUGAGUGAAUGAGGUCAGGGAGGUGGUAUGGCAUCGCUAUGGUUGCCACGUUCCCUGCUAUGGCCCCUCCCUAUAGGUAUUGGGCCAGGAGCUGUGGUUUUAAGUACAGUUCACUUAAUCUAAUUGCUCCACAUGUUGUUCCAUCCUUGGAAUAAAUAGUUUGGUUAAGUUAUGUAAUGAAUAGUUAGGUUGAAUUAUCUCAAUUUUUUUUUUUUUUUUUUAGUUUAUAAUGCAAGAUUGAAUGAUAAGACGUGAUUGCUACAAACCUGUACACUUCACCCCUACACACACACACACACACACACACACACACACACACACACACACACACACACACACACACACACAACGCCUGGAACUCCCAUCAUCUUCUCACUACACCAAAAUUAGAUCAUGUCCAGUACAUACAACCACAGGAUAUGAAGAGCAAGACAGGUGGUUCCAUUCUGAGGCAUGUUUGGUUUAUAAUAAGUGAGAGAUUAAGCAAAUAAAAACUAACUACCAUUACCCAA